AUGAAAAAUAGUAAUGAGAGAUCUAAAUGCCAACUACCUCGUUUAAAAGAUUAUUCAAAAGAAAAAGCUUAGAAAUUAAAAUCCUUCUUUAGAUCCAAUCGUAGCAUUUCAGACAAUAAAAUUGCUGAAAGUAAAUUCAAAGAUUAAAAACUAUUAAUUGAUAAUUAAUAUUCAAAUGAUCACAGUCUUAUGGCUUAUUAUAUAAAGAGUGGUGAUAAAUUAACAGAAAUGAGAUAAAUUCUGACAAAUACUUCAGUUUAAUCUGAUUAAGGAGCAAACAAAAAGAAGAAUUUCCCUUUGGGAUUAUUAAAGCAUAGAUUUUCUCCUAUUGAAUAAGCCAAAAAAGAAACUUAAGAAUUAAAUGAAGAUAUAUAAAAAGAAAUAAUUGAGACAGAAUAAUAAUGGAUAAAAAGAGAAAAUAGUAUAGAGUAUGAAGAUGAUGAAGAUAUAAUAAGUAAUGUAAGUAGUGAAGAUGAACCUAAAAGAUUCAAUGGAGUUGAAUUAUAAUAAGAGAUUAAAAAAAUCUAAUAAAAGUUAAGUAAUAUCGAUAUAUAUAUAAUUUAGAUCAUGAAAUAGAUUAAUCUUAUUUUUAUUUUAUUAAACGAUAAGAUAGAUUAAAAGAUCUAGCAAUUAAUUUUAAUAAAAAGAAUGUGGAUCCAAUUCAUUUUUAUUGUUUAAAUGAUAAUAUAUUUCCAAAGAGAAUAGAUUUAUCAAAUUCUUUAGUAAAUGAUAAAGAAAUGCAUUUUUCUGAUCUUGGUCUAACCGAAAAGUAUUUUCCAUUGAUUAAAAAUUUAUUAUAAUCUGUUAAAAGUAAGAGUGUUAAACAAUUAUUUUUAUGUAAUAAUUAAUUGGAUGAUAAAUCAUUACUUUAUUUAAUUGAAGGAUUUCCACUUUCAUUAAAAGAAAUUAAUUUAGGUAAUAAUGUUCUUGGAAGAAGAGGUGCUAUAAUAUUAUCUAAUUAAAUAUAAAAAUUUACAAAUUUGAAAUCAUUAAGUCUAUAAAACAAUUUAUUAGCAGAUAAAGGUGUAUCUGUACUUUUAAAUUGUUUUUAAAAAAACAUAACAUUAUUAAAAUUGAAUUUAUCAGAAAAUUAAAUAACAGAUUCAUGUUCUACAACAUUCUAUUAAUUUUUAUUAUAAAAUAAUUACUUAGAAAUUUUGGUUUUAAAUUGGAAUUAAUUAGGACCUACAGCAGGAACUAUGAUAGCAAAAGGAUUAUAAUAAAAUAGAUCAAUUAAAGUUCUUGAUUUGAGUUAUAAUCAUUUAGGAUAGAAUGAAAGAAGUAAUUUCAUAUAAUCUUUAUGUGAAACAAUCUCUCAUCCUUAAAUUACAUUAGCUCAUUUAGAUAUCUCUUAUAAUUAAUUAAGUGAGAAAUAACUAAAGUUAUUUAGUGUAGCAUUAUAAAAGAAUAAUACAUUAUAUGGUUUACAUAUUGAAGGAAAUAAAUGUUCAGCAAGAGUGAAUCCAUAUGGAUUUAUAUAAUUCACUAAUGAUAGUGAAGAAUUUAAAGUAGUUUAAUAAAAGAAAACUGCCAUAGACGGUGUAAAUUAUAUUCCAUUGUAAGGAGAUAAUCUAUUUGGAAAUGAUUGUUGUUGGAUUUGUCAAGGAUGGAUGGAAUAUAGAUUUUAAUACAAUCCUGAGAAUGAUAAUAAUUAAGAUCCAAUUUUCAUUCAUCUAGAUUUCUUAGAGUAAUUUCUGUCACAACUAUUAGUUAUUAACCAAUCCCUAUGACAAGUAGUUAUGAGUUAAGAUAAUAGUUGAUUGAAGCUUAACAAAGAAAGAGUAAUUAUUUUGAUUUGACAACUGGAGAGAUAAUUCAUUAAUUAAAAUAAUUAGUAAAUACUGAAAAGAGAAUAACAUUGGCAGCCAUUACUGAAGCUUAUGCAGAAGAAACAAAUAAGAAAAGUGAAGAAAUUACUAAAUAAAUGAUUCAAGAAUUAAGUAAAUUUUACUAUACUACAUAUUAAAUGUGUCCUCCAAAAAGAAAGAUUUUAUAUUUCUUUUCCAAUCCUAUUAAGGAAGAAUAUUUUAUUGAUCCUAGAGUAAUGAAUAUGCCUGCACCACUUGAUAAUGCUAUUUUAUAAGGUAAAGAUCCUAAACAUGCUGUUCAUAUCUUUUCAGAUGGUACUAAAUUAGCAUUUACUAAAAUACAUUAAGUUAAUUAUAUAUUUUCAAGACAAGAAUAUAUUAUAGAUGAUAAAGAUAAUUAUAAACCAUUAAUAAAAGUGUUUCCUAGAUCUUCCUAAAAGAAGUAUGUAUUGAGAAGAUUUGCCAACUUUUUAGUUAGAAAAUAAGCUCAUCUUAUAAAAUGGCAUAAGGAAGAUUCUAUAUUUAGACCAUUUAUUGGUGAUACAGAAGAAUUAUUAACUGAAUGUUUUGAAUUUGAUUGGAAUAGUAGUAAAAUAAGUCGUUUUGUUAAAAGUGAAUAUGAGAAAUUAAAAUUAAAAGAAUAUUUCAGAUAACAUUAUUAACUAAUCAAAGAUGUCUAUAAAUAUUAUUCAAGUGUUGGAUAUUAACCACCUAAUUUUGAUGUUUUUUGUAUUCAAUUCCCUUAAUAUUUGAAAUUAUUAAAUAAACUUGCUAUAAUAGAUGGAGAUCUAAUAAAAUCAUAAGAUGUUGAAAUUGACAUUGUUUCUUUAAAAAAUAAUGUUGAUCCUAAAUAUAUUUAUAAUCCAGAAAAGGCUAUAAUAAGAUAUCAAUUCUUAGAAAUGUUCUUUCGUAUUGCUAAUGAUAAAUAUGUUAGAACAGAUAUCCAUAAAAGUUAUGCAGAUGCAUUAUUUAGAUUACUUAAAGAAUUCAAAGAAUAAUAUGAACAUUUUGAUUUAAUUUAAGAAUGGAGAUCUUGUAGAUUAUGGACUAAAGAAUGUGAUCAUUUAUUGUAAAUUAAAAUGCCUUUUAUUAAAAAGCUUUAUGAUUAAGUUACUGAUAUUACUAAUAGAAAAUGGUAUUUUAAAUUAAAAUGGAUAUCUAUUAGAGAAUUUAAAGAAUUUUGUAAACAAUUUAAUCUUCAUGAAUAUUUAUCUGAAAAACUUUAAGUUAUUAUUUACAAUUUUUCAAUGAUGACCUAAAUAGAUGAACUUGCUUUAGAUAGAAAUAUAAGAAUGACUUUUAUUGAAUUUGUCGAGGCACUUGGAAGAAUUGCUGAAAGAAUCAGUCCUGCUCCUAUUCAAGAACCAGCAGAUUCAUAUACUAUAUUGUAAAGAUAAUAAUUGCCAUUACAUGUAAAAUUGGAAACUUUGCUUACUUAUUUGUAUUAUUAAAUGAAAUCUAAAGAUUUUGAAUAUGAACAAUUUUGCGAUUUAUUUGUCUAUUAUAAAUCUGAAUAGUCUCCCAAAAGUAGUUUUCCUAAAAUAGAUAAAACAAAAAAAUUAGACAAAGAUCAUGAUUAUCAUAAUGAUUUAACAUCGCUUACAAUUUAUAAUGCUGUCUCGUAUUUAAGUAUUUUUUAGAUUAUUAAUUUAAGAUUAGAAUAAAUAACCAUAUUUAAAUCCAAAGUAUUAACAAUUCUUAAAGCAAAAUAUCAUUUAGACAUCUCCAAUUCGUCCUUUUUAACAUAUAUUUUAAAGUGAAAAAAUCAAAAGAGCAAGAUUAUAACCAGAAACUUAUAAUUUGGAAUCAAGAUUAAAUUAAUAAUAAUUAAAGGCUCAAAGUCCAAAUAUUCAUACUACUCUCUCUUAAAAUGCAUGA
Messenger RNA from Paramecium pentaurelia, 3686 nucleotides. Lineage: Eukaryota; Ciliophora; Oligohymenophorea; Peniculida; Parameciidae. The record is from the annotation of a GenBank genome assembly.